Molecule: messenger RNA, 2205 nt
Organism: Amphibalanus amphitrite
Lineage: Eukaryota; Metazoa; Arthropoda; Thecostraca; Balanomorpha; Balanidae
Product: U3 small nucleolar RNA-associated protein 6 homolog
Exons: 4
Coding region: 244-2148 (634 amino acids)
Biological process (GO): maturation of SSU-rRNA from tricistronic rRNA transcript (SSU-rRNA, 5.8S rRNA, LSU-rRNA)
Cellular component (GO): Pwp2p-containing subcomplex of 90S preribosome; small-subunit processome
Molecular function (GO): protein binding; snoRNA binding
Source: RefSeq, a predicted model, not a curated record
ACUUACACUUACGAUAUCUCCUUUGCGUAUAUUUUGCUGUUGUAAGGUAUUUUGCAGUAAAAUAAAUGUGCUUAUAUACUGCGGCGUUUCUAGCGAACCAGUUACCAAAGUGACGCGAAAAAAGCACGUGUACACUUGCGUGAUGCAUCAUUUUUUUGUGAUUAUUUGAGUUGGAUGAAAGUAGGUUGAUAUAUUGCUUGUUGGUUGCAGUGGUAUUUCACUACAAAAAGGGCCUGCUGAGCCAUGGCUGAGUUUGUGCAGAAGCGGCUGGAGGAGCUGCUGCCGGAGCUCGAGCAGCUGGAGCGCGUGCAGCUCUUCACCAAACCGGAGGUGCGCGCAGUCAUCAAGAAGCGAAAGGAGUUCGAGUACCGGCUGCAGCGCAAGCGGAAGUCGCUGGACGACUACACACGCUACAUUGAGUACGAGAAGAACGUCCUGCAGCUGAUCUGGAAGCGCCGAGAGCGGCUCGGCUACAAGCACAAGCAGGCAGACAUCGACCACAAGAUCGUGACCCGCAUCUGCCAGCUGUACCGAAUCGCCACCAUCCGGUUUAGCGACAACGUGCAGCUCUUCCUGUCGCACGUGGACUUUUGUCGGCAGAUGAAGCAGCUGGCGCAGGGCAGCCGCGUGUUCCAGCGCCUGCUGCGCACGCACGCGCACCGCGCGGACGUCUGGGAGGCGGCGGCCCGGUACGAGAUGGAGGACAACAACAGUCCGGAGACGGCGCGCCGGCUGUACCUGCGCGCGCUGCGCCUGCACCCCGAGUCGGCGGCCCUGUGGACGGCCCACUUCCGCAUGGAGCUGCAGUACGUGGACGUGCUGCGUCAGCGGCAGAGCCUGCUGGGAGUGUCGGAGAAGGGCGCGGCCGGGGAGGGAGAGGACGGAGAGGGGGCGGACAGUGACGGGCAGGACAGUGGCGGCGAGGACGGCGGGAGCGGAGAGGAGGAGGAGGAGGACAGCGACGAGCCCAAGAGGAAGAGGCGGAGACGGAGCCGGCCGGGCUCUGACCCGGUGCUCCAGGGCGCCGUGGCGAUGGUCGUCGCCCGACAGGCCAUCGCGCGUCUGCAGGAGGCGGACCCCAAGGCGGACCCGUGCCGGCUGCUGGCCGCCCUGCUGGCCCAGUGCCGGCCGUUCGAGUUCGCCGCCGGCCUCGAGGCCCAGCUGCGCGCCGAGCUGCGCGACUGUUUCCCCGAGCACGCCCUGACGUACGACACGCUGGCGCGCGAGGCGCUGAGCGGCGGCCGGGCGCCGGGCCGCCUGCGCGCCCGCCUGGAGGCGUGCUGCGCCGUGUACGAGGAGGGCCUGUCGGCCGCGCCGGCCGCUGACCUGUACCCACUGUACGUGAGCUCGCUGGUGGAGGCGGCGCGCGCGGCCGCCCGCCACCGGCACCUGGUGCUGCCGCGCCUGGAGGCGGUGCUGGAGCGCGCGCUGGAGGCCGGCGCCGCCACCGAGGGGGCGCUGCUGCAGGCGGCCGCUCUGUACGCCGAGCUGGGGCUGACGGAGCGGGCGGCGGCCGCGCUGCGGGCUGGCACAGAGCGGUUCGGCGCCUCCGUGCCGCUCUGGGACCAGCUGAUACAGGUGCUGGCGGCCGCCGGGGACGGUGACGGCGUGUGCGCGGCGUUCGAGGCGGCCGCCGUGGCCGUGCCGGACUCGGCCGCCGGCUGCGGCGCGCUCUGGCUGCGCGUGCUGCAGUGGGCGGCCGCGCACCGCACCACCUACGUGGAGCGGGUGUUUGGCGCGGCGGCGGUGCGCUCGGCGGCCGUGCUGCGCCCUCUGAAGGCCGCCUACCUGCGCUGGCUGGCCGAGCAGCACGGCCUGGAGGCGGCGCGCCGCAUGUUCUCCGAGCACCAGCUGCGGCCGCCCGUGGACGCCGACCUGUUCGCCGCCAUGGCCGAGCUGGAGGAGCGCCAGCGGCCCGUGGACGUGGCCCGGCUCCGGGACGUGUACCGCACCGCGUGCCGACACGUGGGCGACGACCGGCUGGACCUGUGGAUGGCCUACGUGCGGUUCGAGCGGGAGCGCGGCUCGCCAGAGCUGGCCGCCGGCGUGUACAGACAGGCAGUGGCCUCUCUGCGGCCCGAGCAGGCCGACCAGUUCGUGGCGCAGCACGCCAAAAUGGUGGCCAAUGUUGUGGAAGGGGACGACUGACUUUAUUAGGGCGGGGGGGGGGGGUACAGUGGAUCAAUACAUUAUUUGGUGCAUCAA